GGAGGAGCUUCCUCUGUCAUAUGAUCUCCAGACAUGGCUGAAGUGGAAAAGAUGCAAAUUUGAUAUCACCAAGACAGUGUACGAUUUACUUAUCACAUGCCAUCAUUCGAACUCCUGUCGGAUUCUCAUAUAGAAAUCUAGAAAAGCGCGAUAAAUAAUCAUGAUGCUGAUAAGUUGAUAACGUGAGUGUUUGUCUGGUUUGCAACUGGGCAGCAGCUCUCCACAAUGCGAUCGUGUUUACAGCAACCAGAACUCGGAGUUAUACUCAGGUUAAUACACCUCACCAUAUAAACUUUUCUAACAACGGCCGAUCAUGUUCGGAGUUCUGAACCGCUUUAUCGGCCACCUGGACGGCGAACCGGUCCAGCAGCCUCGAGCUACCACCAACGAUAAUGCAUUUGGAUUCCAAGUACUUCGCAACAAGGACCCGGAACUUCCCCUAGAGCCAUGGUUUGACUUCAUUGUUGGCAUUAAUGGGCGUCUGAUUGACUAUCCGGACCCGAAUCUGUUCGCUACAGAAGUUCGUAAUUGCGCCGGCUCCAAUGUGACAUUCGAAGUUUGGAGUGCGAAGGGUCAGAAGACACACACCGUCUCUAUCCCAAUCUCCCCAUCCAAUCCUACGCUGGGCCUCGCAUUGCAGCUUGCGCCUCUUUCCUCGACACAACAUAUCUGGCAUGUGUUGAACAUCCCGUCACCGCUCAGUCCAGCAUACCGGGCAGGGUUACUCCCACACUCAGACUACAUUAUUGGAACGCCUAGUGGGACGUUACGGGGAGAAUCCGCACUGGGAGAAUUGGUGGAGGACCACCUGGACCGAACACUGGUGUUGUGGGUGUACAACAGCGAAUUCGACGUAGUACGCGAGGUUGAAUUGGUGCCCACCCGAGGCUGGGGUGGUGAGGGCGCAUUAGGAGCCGAACUAGGCUACGGUGCAUUACACAGACUGCCCGUUGGGUUGGGUGAGGAGGUGGAAGGCCCUGGCGAGGUAGUAUUUGAAACGCGUGCGGAUGGCACCUCCACUCCCGUCCUGGAUCCGAUGAAUCCGACACAGGGCCAGGGUGUCGGACCUGGUGCAACCGCUGGCGGUCAUUUUCUGGUUCCGGCCAAUAUGACAGCGCCGCCUCCCUUGGCGUCGCAGGCGCCACGAAGCCUUUCUGGGUCACCAGCGCCUGGCCCAUCACCUGCUGCGCGCCGUGGCAAGACCCGCCAAUACGCCGUUUCGCCUAAUCGGGCAUUUGAUGAGUAUUUUGCCGAGGGUGAACAGAAGAGUAAAGAGCAGGACUACGCUCCGUCACGGAAGGGAACGCCGCUACCUCCUCCGCCAAAAGGAAUUCGGUCGCCGCCGCCGCCGUCGUCGUCAGGAAGCCCCGCGCCGGCGACGGAGUAGGGAAGCGGAUUGCCUGAUGACUAGGUAUUCCGAUCGUAGAGUUUCUUGUUUGUAGAGUAUCAUGAGUCUCCGGAGUUACGAUGGUCGAGUGGGGUAUGAUAUACCAAUUGAUGGAUUCCCAAUUUCAGUCAAUCUUUCACAGCGAUGCUGCGCACCCCUUUCUACUACACCGAAUUUUAGAUACGAGGCGAAAUGUGCCGAACAGGGAGUCUUUGAAUCUAACUGUUUAAA
Aspergillus pseudotamarii is the source of this 1618-nucleotide messenger RNA. RefSeq names its product putative Golgi reassembly stacking protein. The record is from RefSeq and is a predicted model, not a curated record. Gene Ontology annotation, molecular function: protein binding. Lineage: Eukaryota; Fungi; Ascomycota; Eurotiomycetes; Eurotiales; Aspergillaceae. Bases 314 to 1387 code for a protein of 357 amino acids. Gene Ontology annotation, biological process: Golgi organization. Gene Ontology annotation, cellular component: Golgi apparatus. The transcript has 3 exons.